Molecule: messenger RNA, 2058 nt
Organism: Closterium sp. NIES-65
Lineage: Eukaryota; Viridiplantae; Streptophyta; Zygnematophyceae; Desmidiales; Closteriaceae
Source: the annotation of a GenBank genome assembly
AUGGCUGACGAAACAGGAAGGAUUCCCUCAAGCGGAGCCGAAUCUCUACAGAAUCAAGUCCAGCAACGGCAGCAACAACAGGUGGAGCAGCAGCGCGAUCAGCUGGCGUCAGGUGCUGCGAUGAUGGCUGACGUGGCAGCUGGUGACGAUGGCGACGGGAGCGACGGCGAGGGCUCAGGAGGCGAGGAUGCGCACGCGGGAGUGAUGUUUCCGCGAGCCAACACCAACGCCAAGGGACAAUGGACGCCGGAGGAGGACGAGCUGCUGCGGAAACUGGUGGAGAAGGACGGAGCCCAGCGGUGGUCCGCCAUUGCGGCGCACCUCAAGGGGCGCGCGGGGAAGCAGUGCCGCGAGCGGUGGCACAACCACCUGAAGCACGGCAUCAAGAAGGACGCGUGGACGGAGGAGGAGGAGGCGAAGCUGGUGGAGGCGCACAGGAAGCUGGGGAACCGGUGGGCGGAAAUUGCCAAGCUGCUGCCGGGGCGGACGGACAACAGCGUGAAGAACCACUGGAACUCCACCAUCCGCCGCAAGGAGGAAUCGUCUCGCAGCAAGGCAGUGCAGCGCCCCACACUGCUCCUGAGGUACAUCCAGUCGCUCAAGACCCAGGGGGGGCUGGGGGGCGCAGGAGGCAGCUCUGGCGCGGGGGGCAGUAUAGGCGGAGGCGGAGGUGGUAUGGGGGGAUUUGGGGGGAGCAGCUUCUCCAGCGGAGGCCUUGGCGGAUUCAGCACGGGGAUGGGCAUGGGGGGAGGCAUGGGCGGAGGCAUGGGCGGAAGCAUGGGCGGAGGCAUGCGGGGGCCCAUGGGCAUGGACAUGGGAAUGAGCAUGGGCAUGGGCAUGGGCGCAGGGGCAGGGGGAGGAGGGGGGAUGGGGAUCAGCCUGGGGGAGCUGAUGCAGGGGCUCGUGAAGGGGGAACCCGCGUCCCCCUCCGCCUCUGCAGGCCUGGGUGGCUCCGGCGGUGAGGGAGAGGGGCACGAGCAGAAAGCAGGGGUGCGGCAGUUGGGAGGAGGCGGCCUCACCACUGGUGCAGCAGCAGGGGGGAUGGGGGGGAUGAGGGCAGGGGGAAUGGGGUCCGAGGGAAUGGGCGCAGGGGGGAUGGGGCCAGGGGGAAUGGGGGCGGCUGGGUUCAUGCGCUCAUCCUCUCUUUCCAGGGCAGAGUCCCGGGCGCGCCAGCACAGCCGUGGAUCGUUUCUCGGCACGCGAUCCGGGCUGUUGGAUGCGGCCCGGGGCGGCGAUCGACGGUCGGAGUUGGACCGGGCAGCAGCAGAGUUCCAGAAGGAGAUCGCCAGGGCGUUGCUGGCGCCUGGUAUGGGGCGGGCCUUAUCCAUGCCUCUAGGGUAUGCCAACACGGCAAAUGCCCAAGCCGCCGCUGCCGCCAAUGCUGCUGCUGCUGCUGCCAAUUCUGCUGCUAAUGCUGGGACUUGUGGUGCUGCUGCUGGAGCCAGUGGUGGUGCUGGUGCUGCUCCUCCUGGUCUGUCUCUCUCCUUCCCCACUCCCGCCAACCCCGCCCAGUCCUCCUCCUCUGCAGGCUCCCCCUCCAGUCACCCCUUUUAUUCCCGCUCGCGCUUUGCUAAAAGUUCGUCCGUGCCGGGGAGAGUUUCCGCCUCUGGGUCAGAGGAUGGGGGCCGGGGGGGAUGGGGUCGGAGGGGAGGGGACAUGGGCGCAGCAGGGGGAGUAGGGGGAGCAGGGGGAGCGGGGAGAGCAGGGGGAGCAGGGGGGGCAGCAGGGGGGACAGCAGAGGGGGCGGGAGCAGGUGGGGGAGCAGCAGGAUCUGAGGUGAUGGCGCUGCUGCAACUGGUUCUAGAUCCAUCUCUUGCUGCUACCGUUGCUGCUGCUGCUGGCCCCGUGGGGGGUGAAGGAAGAGGAGGAGGAGGUGCAGGAGGAGCAGGAGGGGGAGCAGGAGGGGGAAGAGGGGGAGGAGCGGGCGGAGGAGGAGAAGGAGGAGGGGGAGGGGUUACGUCUGCGUUGGAUCAGGUUGCGAGUGUUCUGACUGCCGACCAGCUCGCCCUGCUGCUCAAGGUGAGUGAGGCGUAUGAGAUGGGCGACUGGGGCGCAUAG